AUGUCCAACUACUCUAGCUCUCCUUCCGACUACUCAUACCCUUCCUCUACCGGCGGGGCGCCUGGCAGCGGUCCUGGCACUGUUUCUCAGGUAAUGCCAUAAUCUAUUCCGGAAAACCAUUGUAUAGUUCUUGAAAUGCUGACUAUUUCUCAGACUGAGAUAAACCAAAUGUUACAUACUCUCCGCAGCCACAGGGUCAAUACGCUCACUGAGUUGCGGAGAAUUGAAAAAGUCUUAGCUUCCAUCAACACUAUCGAAUACUGCACGGCCAUGAGAGAUGCAUGGAACCACUAUGUUGGCUCCAACUUCCUCAACGAACUCCGAGGCCUAACGCGCCAAUACCCCUUCUCAAACGAGCUCUUGGAGAAUAGCAAAUGGAGGGUCUACAACGACCCCACCAGUAAUAGGAGCUGGAACUUUGCUUGGCUCCUGCUUGCCAAGAUGAAAAACGAGUUAGUUCCUUUUGCUCCUCUCUCAUUCCAAGACUCGUAUUGGGAUUCCUCGGGCUGACGAUUCACUAGCAACAUGAUUAUUGAAUACGCGACCAAGACCGCCUUCCAACCCGCAAUGUGGGGGGGCGUUGUUCCGGAUGCAGCAAGCGCACAGCAACUUGCCAACGUCCUUACCCAGGAAUGGACCAACGCUGUUGAUAGAUUGCUCAAACAUUGGUCCAACUCACCUCCCGUCACCGCUGAAUUCUACUAG
Tuber aestivum (summer truffle) is the source of this 705-nucleotide messenger RNA. NCBI's taxonomy places the organism in Eukaryota, Fungi, Ascomycota, Pezizomycetes, Pezizales, Tuberaceae. The record is from the annotation of a GenBank genome assembly.